Molecule: messenger RNA, 531 nt
Organism: Quercus lobata
Lineage: Eukaryota; Viridiplantae; Streptophyta; Magnoliopsida; Fagales; Fagaceae
Product: NAC transcription factor ONAC010-like
Exons: 1
Coding region: 1-531 (176 amino acids)
Biological process (GO): regulation of DNA-templated transcription
Molecular function (GO): DNA binding
Source: RefSeq, a predicted model, not a curated record
AUGGCAGCUGCAUUAUCAUGUUCAUCCUCGUGGACGCCUGAAUGGCCAGGCGGGUUCAUGUUUGAUCCACUAGACGAAGUGCAAGUGAUUCAUUAUCUUCAUCCCAAGGCCACGGAAAUUUCCAACUGUAAAUGCCCUGAAGUAAUCCCUGAAUGCGAUCUUUACGGCACUGAAGAACCAUGGCAGAUUUGGGAGAAGAUGGAAAGAGCUAAUAACUGUAUAAAGAACAAAGAAGAGAUGUUCUUCUUCACAAGAUUGAAGAGGGUCUCUCCCAAGUCCAACCGUUGCAAGAGAAGCGUUGGCAAAGGUUGUGGGAAAGGCGAUGGUAAUUCCAGCAAUAUUUUUUACUUUUCCGACCAAAACGAAAGAAAAAGAAUCGGAAUCAAAAAGACUUACUAUUAUGAGAAAAACAACGUCAAGAACGACAAGUCCAGGUCCAACGACGACGAUGACAACAACAACCGCUAUCGAUGGAUAUUGCAUGAGAUUAGCCUUGAUGAGUCCUUACUACAACACGCUAAGGCACACUAA